Cuscuta europaea is the source of this 787-nucleotide messenger RNA. The record is from the annotation of a GenBank genome assembly. NCBI's taxonomy places the organism in Eukaryota, Viridiplantae, Streptophyta, Magnoliopsida, Solanales, Convolvulaceae.
CCGGAGGCUUCAAGAAUGGCGCCUUCACAAAGCGGAACAGGACGUCAAAAUGAGGGAGUGUAUCCUCAAGAACAAAGAGGCGGUGAAGCUGGGGGCCAGGCUAGAAGAGGAGCUUCGGCAGAUGAACCUAAAAUUGGAGGCUGCAGAAAAGGGGAAGGCUGAUGCUGAGGCCGCUGCUGAGGAGGCCAGGAGAGCUGCCAAAGAGGCCGAGGAUUCCAAGGCGUUAGCCGUCGCCAAGGCUCAGGAGGAGGCCGUUGACGCCUUCGUCGCCGAGGGUUGGAGAGCCGAGGGGCGCAAGAUGUGGGUGUCCUCGGUCGUGGAGGCAUGCGUUGAUGAAUGGGCAGAGGGCUCUGGGUGGGAAUGGAUGGCCCGGAAGGGCAGAGAAUAUUAUGAGGCCGACGAAUUCUUCACCCAGGCCCUCAUCUAUCGGAGGAUGGCCCGACACUUGGGUAUUGAGCCAAAGGAUUUCGCCCCCUCGGCAUAUGGCCUCCCUCCCCUGCAGCCUGAUGUCCGUGAAUCCCUUCCCGAAGGUGUACAACGGCCCGACCUUGAGGACACAGAGCUGAAGAAAGAGGCCGAGGACGACGCUGUUGAGGCCGGAGCGGAGGUAUCGUCGAGGCCGGCUGCAGAGGACGCCCCGGGGAAUGAUGUUGUCGAAGUUGUUGAGUGAUUUUAUACUUAGAAAUUUCUGAACAUAUUUUGUAAUGAACACCGUUGAUCCUUCGGCUUCGGCCUGUUUGUAAUUUUACACUCAUUCCUGUUCUUGAUGAAUGCAUGCUGCCUCCGG